AUGGCGGAGUCUGAAGCCUCUGACGCGCUUGCAUCCAGCUCUCAGUUUGCAAACAAAUUAAAAUCCCCCUUGCGUAAAGGAAAGAGAGACGAUUUAGAUGAGCGUCAACCGAUACCUGCAUGGAAGCUUCGGGAAAGGAUGAAGAACGAGAGCCGUCCAGUUUAUAAACCUAGGGCUGUUUCGAGAACUCCACUUCGCGGAAACAGUAGUUUGGAUCCUUCUCUGCCCCCUGCAUUUCAGGCAGCGGCCGCGAAACAACGGAAAAAGGAGCAGGACGACUUCAUGUCUCUUGACUCAGUCCACAGCUCAAAAACUCAAAGGAGCAGGCUAACGAAUGAUGACUCUAACUCUGAUCCGGACGGCUCUAGUUCUCUCAGUGAUGAGGACAGCUUCGCGAGUAUUGGGGAAGAUGAGCAUGAUGACGAGGCAUAUCGAGAAGGACGGAAUCAGAUUGCAAGACAAACACUUGAAUGUGCACAAUCUACUAGACCAAGGGCCACGAGGCUGAAAAAAGGCGGAAUUAAUAGUAGACCCCUGGAAUUCAUUGCAGAGUGA
Cylindrotheca closterium is the source of this 555-nucleotide messenger RNA. The record is from the annotation of a GenBank genome assembly. Lineage: Eukaryota; Bacillariophyta; Bacillariophyceae; Bacillariales; Bacillariaceae.